UUCAGAGAAAGAUUGAUUUCAUCAGUAAAUAAAUUAAACCCUAAACCCUUAACUCGUCGAUUCGUGUCUUUGCUGGGGACGAAAAAAGGCAAAAGGAACAGAGUGAGAAAAUUCAACGGUCAUGGAAGAAAAAUUAAAGUAUCUGAGUCUCGUCGGAGCCGGAGCUCUAAUCGGAUCCCUCUCCACCGUCGCUCUCCUUAAGCUUCUCUCCAGGAGUUCAAUGAAGCAGCACGAUGAAAACGAAAACCCAGGAACUAUGCUAUUAGGUAAUGGUAUUGAAUCUGAAACAAGACCAGUUGCUGCAUCAACUGGUCAGGAUCUUCUGACAGAUGAGAUUGUUUCGGAACAUUUAACCAGGAAUAUCUUGAAUCUUCAUAGCAAUGAUAUGUUGUUUUGGAUAACUUUGAGUGAUACCAAUAGGAACAUCCAGUUUUUCGGUAUUGAAGCUCAGCGUAAAGUAACUGGAUCAUAUGUUGUGGUCAUUGGACUUGGAGGUGUAGGGAGUCAUGCUGCAUCUAUGCUCUUGAGGUCAGGUGUUGGGAAGCUCCUCCUUGUUGACUUUGACCAGGUGUCUCUUUCAUCAUUGAACCGACACGCUGUUGCAACACGAGCAGAUGUUGGUAUCCCGAAAGCUGUUUGUCUCAAGAAGCAUUUCUCUUCAAUCUUUCCCGAAUGCUGCGUAGAAGCUAAAGUGUUGCUGUAUGACUCAUCUUCGGAAGAAGAAGUUCUUUCGGGCAACCCGGAUUUCGUUUUGGACUGCAUUGACAACAUCGACACAAAGGUGGGACUUUUGGCUGCUUGUGUUCAGAGGGGUUUGAAAGUUCUGAGUGCGACUGGUGCGGGUGCUAGAGCUGACCCAACAAGAAUCAGAGUGGCUGAUUUAAGAGAAUCCACAAUCGACCCGUUGUCUCGAUCUGUAAGACACAGACUGAGGAGAGAACAUGGCAUUGAAGGAGGCAUUCCCGUCGUGUUUUCACUGGAAAAGCCAAAGGCGAAGCUGCUCCCCUUUAAGGGGACUAAUGGGGAAGACGAGAAUCCUUCAGAUUAUCAAGUGGUUCCUGGCUUUCGUGUCCGGAUAAUCCCUGUUCUUGGAACCAUCCCGGCUAUUUUUGGACAAAUCAUGGCGUCCUAUGUAAUAACACAGCUUGCAGGUGUGCAAGUUUCGAUGGAGCCUAUCGUAAAUCUUGAUUUGGAUCAUUACCGAUUGCUUCAUCAACGCCUUAUUGAGCAUGAGGAGACAGUUUAUGGCACAUCUGCAGAAGUCCAGGUAGAUGUUGAGGAAGUGAAGUACAUAGUGAAAGAGUUGUGGCACGGACGAAGUGCUAGAGAUGAGACAGCAAAAGAUGUUGGGAGAGGAAUGUGGCGAGCCAUGAAUGAGUUGAUGCUCUUAAGAUGGGAUGCAAAGAAGACAGCAUCAGUCACAAACUUGAUUCUUUUGAAGUUUAAAGAGGCGGAUGAACAUGAAGCUAAGACUAUUGAGGAAGUGAAGGAAACAGAAAUAGAGUUUUUUGAAAAAGUUUCAUGCGUGCUGAAGAAGGCAGAGAUCGAUUUCUACGGCUAAGAAGACAAGAACCCACAAUUCAAGAUUCAACAUCAAUCACAGUGUUGAAGAAGCUUUGGUUAUUAUUUAUCCAUGGCUUCUCUCACUAAGGAUAUGGACUCUCAAACUACAUGUCCUUUUUUUCUAACAAACAUACUCGCUGUAAUGUAUAAUUUUAUCAGCUGAUAGCAAAAUUAUUGUUGUUUUUCUUCUAAUCAACAACUAACAGUAUGUUGGGGAAAAAAUAAACCCAAAUGCAAAAGACUUAAAACUGUUACAUGAUUGGUAGUAAUUCUGAG
This is a messenger RNA of Thlaspi arvense, 1839 nucleotides long. The record is from the annotation of a GenBank genome assembly. Lineage: Eukaryota; Viridiplantae; Streptophyta; Magnoliopsida; Brassicales; Brassicaceae.